This is a messenger RNA of Parnassius mnemosyne (clouded apollo), 1104 nucleotides long. The record is from the annotation of a GenBank genome assembly. Lineage: Eukaryota; Metazoa; Arthropoda; Insecta; Lepidoptera; Papilionidae.
AUGCAAUAUCCACGCAAUAUUCAUUAUGAACAUUGUGACUUACCAUUUACAGCAGAAAAUUUAACAGUUCCAAUAUCAUCAAACAUUAGUAAUAAGAAAUUGGUUGCGAAUCUCUAUGAUAUAUAUAAAUAUGUUAUUUAUUACCGUUAUUUACAUGAAUGCCUAAGAAAUGGACUUGUUUUAUUGAAGAUUCAUAGGAUUUUAGCUUUCAAUCAAAAAGCAUUUUUAGAGCCAUAUAUUUCCCUAAAUACAUAUUUAAGACAAAAUGCUACAUCUGAUUUUGAAAGAGACUUUUUUAAAAAACAAAAUAAUUCAAUUUUUGGAAAAACUAUAGAGAACAAAAGAAAACAAGUCGAUGUUAAGCUAGUAAAUGUAUGGAAAGAUAAUUUUAAUAACACAAAUAAAGUCUGUGGUGCCGAAAAAUAUGUUAGUGCGCCUAAUUUCAAAAAUUUUACAAUUAUUUCUGAUAGCCUCAUAGCCAUUCAACUCCGACCAACAAAAGUGAUCUUGGAUCGCCCAAUAUAUGUGGACUUUACUAUUUUGGAACUUGCAAAAAGUCAUUUAUAUAAUUUUCAUUAUUCUGUAAUGAAGAAAAUAUACAAAGAUAAUAAUAUCAAACUUUGUUACACUGAUACAGAUAGUCUUUUGUAUUUAAUUUACACUGAAGACUUCUAUAAAGAUAUGAAAGAUAAUAUUAAGUACUUUGAUACAAGUAAUUUUCUUGAAAAUAAUAUAUACCAUAUUCUAAAAGCGAAUAAACAAAUACCAGGGUAUUUAAAAGAUGAAUUAGGUGGUGAUAUUAUAACAGAGUUUAUAAGAUUGAAAGCAAAAUUAUACUGCGUUAAUACUUUAAAGUCCGCAAUUAAAAAAGCAAAAGGUGUGAAAAAGCACAUCACAAAAAUAUUAACUAUUGAAAAGUGUAGACAUAUUUUAAAUUCUAAGAAAACCCAUAGAGACACUAUGUACGUAAUACGAUCUAAGAAUCAUAUAUUUUAUACGCAAAAAAUAAAUAAGCUCAUUCUUAGUGGCAAUGAUGAUAAGCGACAAAUAUGUGACGAUAUGUAUAAAACUUUGCCUUGGGGACAUUAUAGCAAUUUAUUUUAA